AUGGCCGACCUCAAUGGACCGCAAGCGGCGACAGCAGCAGCGACUGUCUUCAACAUACCCGAGUUGCUCGAGAACGUCCUCCUUCACGUCGACCCCUUCCAGCUAUACGUGCUACAAGCAGUCAACAGCACUUUCAGAAGCGUGAUCGUCAAUACCAAACCUAUCCGAAAGCGCAUGCACCUCGAGCAAAGCAAACCGUAUCACCAAAGCAGAGACUUACGACACUUUCUGCGAGACAAGCGCAUCACUGCCAUCACUCAGCCUUUCACCAUCACAUGGCACCCUGCCUGCCACGAGGACCUCGACGUCGAGUUAAGCUGCAAGUGGAGCCAGGAUCAAGAAUCGCGAUACCGGUGGAACAGGUUCUGGAGGAAGGAGAUGGCAUGUAUGCAACCUGGUUCAUGGCGUGGUAUUCGAAUCGGUCAGCCGGAGGUCUUUCCGAUUGAUGAAUGGGACUGUGUCAAGACUGUAGACAUCUGCGGAUUUUCCGCCAAGGUGCAUGGGGAGACUUUGGGCGAGGUUAUGGGAGAGGCGGUGGGGGUUUUGCGGAGGAAGCCGGGAAAGUGUGCUUGCAGCUUCUCUAAGUGGACUGACUCAGCACUCGAACACAUAACACCACAUCCCAUAAUGGCAACCACUGAAGAGUCCUCCGCCGCCGCUCGAGUCUGCGCCAUACCAGAGUUACUCAUCAACAUCCUCGAGCAUGUGCAAGACACGCUGCAGCUCUUCGUCCUUCAGUCAGUCAACAGCACAUUCCAAGAUGUCAUCCGCGGCACCAAGUCCCUCCGCCAGCGCAUGUGCCUCGAGCAUGGCGCGGACUGCAACAGCAUCGCUCACAUUGUCGAACGUCUCAGGGUCAACAAAGCGACGUACCCCUUCUGCUUCAGCUUCAUCGCAAGCAAACGCCAGAAGAAGCAUUUCGUGGACUUCGAGCUAGCUUGCGAGUGGAUCCAAGGCUUGAGACACGAGCUACCGGCAGGGCCUACCAUCGAGGACUUUGCAUGUGCGAAUGAGGGCUCAUGGCGCGAACUCAUCUUGGGGGAUUCUAGCUUCCCGAGCAACAUUAUGAUAUCGUGUGAUAUAAUGGGCUGGCUGGAGCCUGGCGAGAUAAGCCCAGGUGAGCCUCUGGGCGCCGUGACGGACAGAGUCACGAGUGCAGUGCAUGCGGAGUGGAAGGACGUUCGGUGUGAGGAUGGUAUACAUUGA
Fulvia fulva is the source of this 1206-nucleotide messenger RNA. RefSeq lists its product as uncharacterized. Bases 1 to 1206 code for a protein of 401 amino acids. The transcript is spliced from 2 exons. Gene Ontology annotation, molecular function: protein binding. The record is from RefSeq and is a predicted model, not a curated record. Lineage: Eukaryota; Fungi; Ascomycota; Dothideomycetes; Mycosphaerellales; Mycosphaerellaceae.